Drosophila bipectinata is the source of this 1803-nucleotide messenger RNA. It is a transcript of the gene Wnt10, whose product is annotated as Wnt oncogene analog 10. The record is from RefSeq and is a predicted model, not a curated record. Gene Ontology annotation, cellular component: extracellular region. Gene Ontology annotation, molecular function: frizzled binding; cytokine activity. Gene Ontology annotation, biological process: cell fate commitment; neuron differentiation; multicellular organism development. Lineage: Eukaryota; Metazoa; Arthropoda; Insecta; Diptera; Drosophilidae.
AAAUAAACUGAAAACUUAAGAAACCCUUUGAAAAGGCCAAAGGAAAAGCAGUCACGAUAAUUCAAAUGUGCCCUACAAAAUGUUUCGUGAUGCUUGGCCUCAGCAAACGAAUGAAACCGCAACCAAAACGACAACAGUGCCAAGUGAUAAAUUGAUUAACGAAAAUGCUUUACAAUUAAACACUGGGCUUCAAUUGUAUGAAAAUUUAUGCAAAUCAAAGCCGAGCGAUGACUGCGUGGCAAGCAACAGCAACAUCAAAAGACCACAAGCAGCAGCAGCAACAGCAACACCAAAAAGAAACAGGAAGCAGCCACAGCAACAUCACCACACCAGCAAUAUCGCACCAUUGCAAUUUGCAUUUAAUUGUUGUAAUUAUCUUGGCCUGCUGCACACGUUGUCUCCAUGGCUUGCCGGAUGGCCGUGCCACUUGCCGUUCAGUGCCUGGUCUGACAAAGGACCAAGUGGAGCUCUGCUACAAGGCCAGUGAUGUGACAGCAGCAGCUCUCGAAGGACUCGACAUGGCCAUACGUGAAUGCCAAAUUCAGUUUCAAUGGCACCGCUGGAACUGUUCAUCGUUGAGCACAAAGAGCCGGAAUCCGCAUGCUUCCAGUCUACUGAAGAAAGGGUACCGGGAGAGCGCAUUCGCUUUUGCCAUUUCGGCCGCCGGGGUGGCCCACAGUGUGGCCCGGGCCUGCAGCCAAGGCCGUUUGAUGUCCUGCGGCUGCGAUCCGACCAUCAAUCGGAAAACCCUCAACAAGAACCUCCGCCAGUCGCUGGACAAGGAGAAGAAGCAGUUUCUUCAGUAUUUGGAGACAAACCAGAUUCUCACGCCCGAGGAGGAGAAGAAAUACGAGCGUUCCAAAAUCGCCAGUCGCUGGAAGUGGGGCGGGUGUUCCCACAACAUGGAUUUCGGUGUGGAGUACUCCAAGCUCUUUCUCGAUUGUCGCGAAAAGGCGGGUGAUAUUCAGUCCAAGAUCAAUCUGCACAACAAUCAUGCAGGAAGAGUGGCCGUUUCCAACAACAUGGAGUUUCGUUGCAAAUGCCAUGGCAUGUCCGGCAGUUGCCAGCUUAAGACCUGCUGGAAAUCCGCCCCCGACUUCCACGUAGUCGGCAAGGUCUUGAAGCACCAAUUCCGCAAGGCCAUCCUGGUGGAUCAAUCCAAUCUGGGCAAUGGGGAACCCGUCGUUGUUUUGAAACGAGCACGCAACAAAAAAUCCAAUGGCGGCAGCAGCUCAGGAUCCUCGUCCCAGGACCUGGACAUAGUGGAUGCCACCGGGGCACUUGAUAUCGGUGGAUCGGCGGAUUCAGACACGCGGCGCCACGAGGAUCUGGGCGUGGAACGUGGAGCAAGGCUAUCGGGUGUUGACAAAAACGCCGCAAGGAUGGCCCGCAAGUUGGAGACGUCCUUGUUCUAUUACCAGCGAUCCCCGAACUUUUGUGAACGGGAUCUAGGAGCAGAUAUACAGGGCACCGUGGGUCGUAAGUGCAACCGCAACACCACGACCAGUGAUGGCUGCGCCUCCCUCUGUUGUGGGCGUGGUCAUAGCCAAAUAAUCGAACGGCGGGCCGAGCGGUGUCACUGUAAAUUUCAAUGGUGCUGUAGUGUGGAGUGUGAGGAGUGCCACGUGGAGGAGUGGAUCAGUGUGUGCAAUUGAGGAAUCCCCUGGAAAUCCAAGGACCCCAAACCAUAACCAAGAAAAUAAUGGAAAAAAAGACAAGAAGCCAGAGUGAGAGAAAGCCUCAACGAUACGCAUAAGAAAAGACUUUUCUUCAAUCUAAACAAAAUAAAAAACAAAACUUAAC